Varroa destructor (honeybee mite) is the source of this 16133-nucleotide messenger RNA. RefSeq lists its product as uncharacterized. NCBI's taxonomy places the organism in Eukaryota, Metazoa, Arthropoda, Arachnida, Mesostigmata, Varroidae. The record is from RefSeq and is a predicted model, not a curated record. Gene Ontology annotation, biological process: negative regulation of transcription by RNA polymerase II. Gene Ontology annotation, cellular component: NuRD complex.
GCUGGCUCCUUCAGCUCUGGCCUGCGACCACCGUUGUCUUGUUUCGCCUUGCCUCCUGCCUGCUUCUGCCGCGGCGGCGGCGGCGGUGGCGGCGGCGGCGGCGGCGCGAUGUGCGCGUGUGCUGCUGGUCUGUAGGCUUUUUUGAUGUGUCGAUUUUUGAGAUGGCUGUGUCUUUGUCUCUGUGAGUGAGUUCGAAUGCGUGUGUAUGCGUAGUCAGCGCUGUGUGUUUCUCUCCGCACCCCCGUCAACUCAGUCUGCCCGCCCGGAUGGCGGCUGAUUCUUUGUGGAGAACAGACGGGGGAAAGGGGGAGCUGGCCGUCACUGCUAAACGGUAACCAGCGCUAGCCAGCCAUAGGCAGCAGUGGGGUUGUGGGCUCUCUAUUCCGGAGGCGAUGCUGUCGUCUCGCCGCAGCACCAGUGGCGACGUGUCCAGUAGCGGUAGUAGUAGUUGUAGCAAUGCUAUGAGAAGUGCUGUGCGCGUGUGUAGUACGUUGGCUGGCUGUGUCCCGUUUGUACGAGACUGGGUGCCGGUCUGCGCGUAUGUGUUGUCGCGUCGCUCGUUCGCGGUAGGAGACUGCUGGGCCCCGCUUAAACGCAUUGUUAAUUAACGGCAGCAGCCGGAGAAGCUGCCGGGUUGGUUGCUUGGUGGCGCCGCUGUGCUUGCGGCGCUUGUGAGCGCCGAACGGCGCCGAACAGCGGCCAGCGGCUAGAGAGCUGCCUGCUUGGCUGGUUAGUUCGUAGGUUGGUUCGUUUGUUCGUUGGUGACGUGCGGUGUGUUAUGAGCGCUAGAAUGCGAUCGCUCUGAACCAGCAGCCAGGCAAGCAGCCACCCUGAGAGAGAAAGCGAGCAACAGCAGCACGAGCUAGCCGCCGCUAUAGAAGCGGCAGCAGCGGUCGUCGUCGUUGCCGCCGCCGCCGUCGGCGACUACUACUACUACUACUACUACUACUACUACUACUACUACUACUAGUACGACGACGGCGGACAACGACACAACGCGACUUGACAGGCCACUGCUGGUUCAACUGGUCCAACUUGUAGGGCAGGGAGUCAGGCGCCAGCCCCGAAACCGCUACCGCGCCAGCAGCAGCGGCGGCGGACAGCAACAGCGGUACUACUCGCAGUCAACGGAAAGCAACAGACGUCGAGGACAGCAAUAACUGUAGCAGUUAGAAGCGCUAACAACGACAACAACAACAACAACAAUACGCGGAGCAGCAGGAGCGGCGGCUACACGAACGUGAGCUCAACGGGACGUCGGACUCAUACCGAAUUUUCUGCCAACAACAACCGGGCGGCGGCAGACGACCGUUGUUGUCGCUGCUGUUGUUGUUGUUGUUGUUGUUGCUGUUGUUGUUGUUGCUGUCGUCGUUCAUCCAGUUAUCUCCACUCGUCGUCGUCGUCGUCGUCGUUGUUGUUGUGGUCGUCGUAGUAAUGGCGAUGUGUUCUUCGUCCUCUUCGUUUUCUUCUUCGACUUCACCGAUCAACAACGGCCAUCAGCAGCAGCAGCAGCAGCAGCAAACGUGCGACAGCGGUCUGCGCUAUUGACUCUGGCAUCGUUAUCCAGCAGCUGCAGCAAAGACAGCAGGAAACACGAGCUGGAUUGGGAACUGUGAGCGCAGCACGGACGCUACGUCGCGCUUAGCCGAGUAACAGUUGCCGCUAUAAGUCGUGGCAAAAGGCAGAUACGGACGGAGACUGACGGGUACCGCUGGCAGGGCGAGAUUUACCUUGCUGGGAAACCGGCACCCGCCUGGAAUCACAACAGACCAGAGCUACGGCGGCGGCAGCAGCGGCAGCAGCAGUAGUAGUAGUAGUAAUUGACGCUCAAACGAGGAGCCCUACGGACCCCCACAAACCGAUAUUGCCGGAUAGAUCAUCUCCGAUCGCGUUGACAACCACAGAAAAGAACGAGUCGUUCAAUUUUUUAUUCUUUGGAUACUCUCGAUGUGUACAGUUUUGGUAGCAUUAGCCGAUUUAAAAAACGAGGAACGGCUAAAAGACGGUGAAAGAUAAAGACAGCUAUCCAGCCAGCCAGCCAGCCAGCCAGCCAGCCAGCCAGCUAGCUAAACAAAAAUGCCCCCGCUGAUGCCAAUAAUAGCUCAUACGGUUCAUCAAACUUGUCCUGUCGAAUGCAAGAUUGUCUGGACGCCUACCACUUGUAAUACGAAAAAUCAAUAGUGAUAGCUAACAAGAGUUAAUAAUAACUGUUUUGCAUAAAAUGUUACGAUCAAAUCAUCGUAAUGGUAAUGGUAUUACAUCGAAUCAAUGACGCUAACAUCCAAUUGUUGUAACAAGCACCAGCGGCAAUACAAAGUAGCGCAAAGCGUUACCAUUAUCACUGGCAUCGUCCAGACUGUGCGCAUUUACUCGCGUCGUAUCAUUGUACUCGUCCAUUUGCCGAUCAUAACGAUUGUUAGGGUUCGAUACUGCGGCUGCUAACUAAUGUUUUAUUAGCUGUAAGGGCUGAUCUGUUUGACUGGUGGCUGGGUGUCGCCGACUGCGUCUGUACUGCUCAAGGUACCGUCGCCAUCGCCAUCAUCGACGCUGCUGGCUGCCGUGCGUCUGCCUGGCCGAGCUGCUUCUUCGGAGGGUGUGAUGGCCGCUGUUCUGCUAAAUGACGGCAGGUUUCGCGUAAACUACGAACUUCGCCGAAGAGAUCCACACGGUCGAAGCUAAUGUAAAUAUUUUGUGCGACGGUUCCAAGCGUUCUUCUAUCAGAGUUACUCUCGAUUUGUGUGUGUGUGCGUGUCUAAGUGCAAACGUAAAGAUAUACGAAAAGUAUACCCACAUAUAUAUAUAUACAUAUAUAUGUAAAUAUAUAUAUGUAUAUGUGUACACACAAGUGCACGACCGUUACGGAAUAUGAAUAAGGAAUAACCUUGUACACAGCAGGAAAGCGAGAAGGAACUAAAUAAAAAAGAAUGUUUCUUUAGUGUAAGAGGCGAAAUCAAUCAGCGGCAGCAGACAACAACGAAGAUCUGUCGAGAGGUAUAGCUCCCAUAGCUAGUCACCCCAUUAAAGAGCAAUAAUGGGGGUCGGCGUCGUAACAUGAAUCGCCCACGAAUAAAUAAUUCAAAUAAAUCAAGUAAAGAGUUAUUCAGCUUCCUCCACUUAACGGCUUGUCAAAGACUUCGUAGCUUCCGUACGCACAUCAGUAAAGUACAGAUCAUAAGCUACAUGCGGGAACGCGCAUUGAGCCCUACAGUUCAUCUGUCAGUAUAACGUCCAUUUUGACAAGCCCUGCUUCUGGUUGCAGUCGACAACCCCGUUUGCUUUUGCGGCGAUAGCGAAAACGAUGUAACGCCUUUGACUUGUCCAGUAAUCACUGCUGUCGCCAAUGUACCAGAAGGAGACGCAAAGAGAAACACCAACAAAUCCAAGACCUCGUUGAUGACAAUUUUGACCGGCAGCGUAAAUUGUCAACGCACUCGUCAUCAGUGUCCUUUGUUCCGUUGAUCGUGUCGCGUGUCGGUCGCUCUUCGUGUUGUUCGCGGCUCUGGUGUCAACGGGGUUUCGUCUCGAGUCGGCACAAUCUUCCGCUAUCGCAGCAGCCGUCUGCAGGUCGCAUCGCAUCCCACCGUCACCACCACCGCCGCCGCCGACGUCGACCGCGCUCCGGUGCUCCUGAGGCUGUCGCCGGAGCCGCCGUGGUCGUCGUCGUCGUCGUCGCCGCCGCCGCCGCCGUCGACACUAGCACCGACUGGCACUCGCCCGGCACCGCCGCGAAAGCAGCAGCAGCAGCAGGCGCAGAGAAGGCACUCGGGUUAGGCCGCAGCUUCCCCCGACAGCCACUGAAGCAGCAGCAGCAGCAGCAGCAACAGCAGCCAGCGGCGAGCAAUUACGGAAGGAGGAGAGCAGCGACAGCGGCAACAUCAGCAGCAGCCGAAGCGCUCGCUCGCUCGUUCACUCACUCACUCACUCAGUGAGUCGCUAGCUCACUCGCUCCGAAAGAGCGACUGUGUUCGCUCCAACAGCCGCUACUGUGGUGGCCGUAGCCGACAGCAGCGGCGUUCGGCAGUCCGGGCUGCUGUUAGCUGCUCGUGCUGGCAGAGCGGUCCACCGUUGUUCGAGAAGUUGUUGGUGUCUGGCGUAGCCCGGUGCUGUUCGGCACUCAUUGUCGUCGUCGUCGUCGUCGUCGUCGUCGUCGUCGUCGUCGUCGUCGUCGUCGUCGUCGUCGUGGCUCCGGCUCUCGGUGGCAGCACGAGCAGCGGCGACCGUGCUGCCGACUACCCAGCAGCCAGCUCAUGCCGACUGAUUGUGUUUGUUGGUUGUCUGCUAUUGACUGGCUCCGGCUGUUAGCCUGCCUGAACCUGCCACACUGACUGACUGACUGACUGCUUACUACUUUACUACUACAACUACUUCUAUCAGUAGCACGGCUUUGCUCCGCCGCCGCCGCCGCCGCCGCCGCCGCCGCCGCCGCCGCCGCCGCCGUCUCCCGUCGUAGCCCGGUCGGUCUGCCGCUCGUCGCUUUGUUCGUUUAGCUGGCUGGUUGCUUGUUAUUGGCUAGUCGCUAUUGCGAGUCGCCACUGAUGAAGCAGCGGCUGGUGUUGGUGCACGCGGCUGCCAUCUUGUCGAUGAGAGCGGUUAACUGAUGAGAGCCCCUUUCAGAACGUCGGAGUUGAACUUGAACGGAGAUCGACAACGUUCCGGGAACGACAACAACAACGACAACAACAAGAACAACAACACAAGCAGGAAAAAGACGGCGUGUAGCAAUCGCAGAAGCGACAGCAACAACAAAGUACGACAGCAACAACAACAACAACAACAACAACAACAGCAACAACAACAAUAAUAAUAACAGCAGCAGCAGCAGCAGCAGCAACAACAAUAACAACAGCAACAGCGAGCCAACAGGAGAGAUUGCGGCAGCAACAACCAACUGCACUACAACAGCUAACACAAAAGUAUUCAGAGAGCGGCGACCGAUUGAGAGUGCGACGGUUAUAAGCACAGACGAAGAACUACUUCUGCCACGAAAACGACGAUAGUAACGAGAAACGACGACUCCGAGUGCCCGUGCUGAGUGGUUGGUGCCUAUUGUGAUCUGUCUCCCCGUGAAGUGCAAGUGGGGUUGUGGUGUGUCCUGCGAGUGUUGUCCGAAAAAAGGAGUACCAGUGACUGUUUCGACGUCGGUACCUACGAACGACAGCAUCGACAGAAGCAGGCGUCGUCCCUGUGUAGCCAUCGCCGUCGCGGCUGGAAUAUCAUCAUCUCGCAAUCGUUCCACCUUAUGCGGAGCUGGAGUGUAUGUCUUCUAUGAUUAUUAUUGAAAAGUGUACGUAUUGAAUCGCCUAGUCCCGCUGCGAUCGCAUGGAAUAACAAAACAGCGCUCCGCACCGGCAGCAGGACCGGUUUGUUUUACUGAAAGCAAGCAUUUGCAUUUGUAAACGAGUGACGGAGUGCGACUGUACAACAAUGUAAAGCAGUGUCCGUCCGCUGCCUGAUCUACUACUGGUUUGUACUCGCUAUCGUUCCGUAGGACACUGGCCGCAUUUCUGCAGGUAACGAGCACAGGACCGUUCGACGAACGGUGGCUUCACGUCACUUUUUUACGCUGAAAAGUUGCUUAUUGAAAUUGUAUCGAGCACGGAAUUGUGCCAGGAUCUGUCAGUGUUCAUCGGUGCAGUCACACUAUCAGCAUUUAGCUAAUGAGUAGGAGUAAAUUUCUGGCCGAAGCACGAGCUAGAUCGCCCGUCUAUCUGGAACGAAUACGACACGUCUCUCGUGAAGUGUGACGCUGCCGCCUGUUGUAGUCUGCGUUGCCGCUCAUUAGAAGAGUGUAUUCUCUCGAAGACGACGACGCCGGCGGUGGCAGCAGCGGCAGCAACGAACGCGAGCCGCAUCGUUCGUCUCAACAACGAUAACAGCAGUGGCUCAAAAGAAUCGCGCCGGUCGUCGAUGGGGUUUGAUUGGCGUCGUCUCUACCUCACGCCGUUCAGUGUUUACCUACUGUCGCCAUUGUUUUUGUAAUAGUUGUAGUAGCGGCGUCGGUGUUAAUAGCAGUGCAACAACCGGGUGAUGUUGCCGCAGCUGGUGAGGCUGACGGGCAUAAAUUAGUUGCGACGUCUGGGAACGACGUCCGUGGCGAUGGUGGCGGGGGUGACGGCGCAAAUAAUAAUAGUAAAACAAUAGUCAUAAUAAUGAUAGCGGUAGUAACGUCAGCAUCAUAGUGGCAGUCUGUUGCCUUCGCGUACAGCGUGGCGACCGUGUCUGUGUUGUCCUGCCCCGCGCCUGCGAGUCUGUGAGUAGCAGCUCGAGUGGUCGCGUGUAACGACAUCAUCACCAGCAUUACUAACGAAUAUGCUAGCAGCGGCAGUACUGGAAGUGUUAAAGCAGUAACAGUAGCAGCAUCAGCGUCCGCGCUCUAUCGGAGUUCGUUGAGCGGCUGUGCCGGCAUCAUGUCAGUUUGAAAAGCUGCGACAUUGCGUCCUGAAGGAACAGGCGAAUCAAGCCAAAAGAACGCACGAAACACUUAAAUGGGCGGACAGCGACGCACAUAGAUGCCCCCCAGAGCUCUGUGCCGGUGCGUAUGUCCUUCUGGCUGUAUUAUUACUAUCAUCACCACCAACACGAUUAUUACUGUUACUGCAACCUGCCAGCGACAUCUGGAAGUUGCGUCGUAUUCAUUCGAAGUUCCAAUCAGCGCCAUCGGUUCGUGAAGAUUUUAUGCAGUGAUCAGUUUAAACAGUAGCAGCAGCAGCAGCAGCAGCAGCAGCAGCAGCGGCAGCAGCAGCAGCAGCAGCAGCAGGUGAGGUGACAGGGGCGCUGUCGGCUAGUGAGGAAAGCUGCUAAUUGUAGCGGUCGCGGUGAAUGUGAAUGUUGAUCGUCAAGACGCCGCACAUAGUGCCAUAGGGAUAUUGGCUAGUCAUCAUUAAAACCAAACUCCAACAACGGUAACGCAACGUACCCUGACCGAACUGGACGAAAUCUAACGAUCCAGGAAGGUACGCUGAUCGCUUCGUAGAUUGCUAGGACAAAAGAAUGAGCCGACAUCAAGGUAAAACUGUGGUUACGGUUUUAGAAGUGAUGCCACUGUGUCUCAGGAUGUAGCUUUGCGUUGUAUAUAACGAGGGUUGCGUAGCUCCAAGAAAUAACGGAAACGCGGCGCUCCUUGGCUUCCUGAAAACGUAAAGCUUUUGGACAGAGCAGCCGAGUAUACAAAGGUCAUCCGUUAAGACCUAAAAAAUCAAUCCCUGCAGUCAGCAUACAUUGUUACACGUCUUACAAUGGAAGUUGAUCAGCCACCCGCGCUUACUCCAGAUGUAAACGGCGGCUCGGUGGGCUCACCGGGCGGGGGUGCACUGCAAAAGUCACCCCGCUGUCGACCUCAGCCGCACAACAGUUCUGGGACUCCUCCAGCAACGCCACAGCAACAAAAUACCAAAGACGAUUUGCAGAGUCUCUCGAGUUCGCCAGUGUCGUCGGAAAAAGCGACUUCUCGAAAAAGUUCACCUCUGCGGCUGCAAAACGGUGGUGGCGUUCUCAGCUCGUAUAAGGAAAGUAACGGUUCGGCGCAUUCAGGCGAUACCACUGAGGAGGAAGACAAUGCUGACACUGGCCAAUCGGAGAGUGGGCCUCCUAGUCCUCAGGUCAGCGAUGGCCUAUCAUCCUUUAACGAUACCGUGUUUGUGGAUGGCGCCUGCACGAAGCACGUCGCAGUAGCUGCAGCAGCUGUAGCAACAGCGGCAGGUAUUGCAGGUAAAGACGGUACAAGCAGCCGCACGCGUGGCAGCAUAGGUGAAGCGAAUGGGCAAAAAAUCGAUAAGGUCCAACAGCCAGCUGAGCUGGUGAAUGCCACAAACAAUCAUAGAGGCAGCCGCGGUAGCGUAAGCGGGGACGUCUUCAUUGAACUACCCGAGAUGGAGACUACGGGGCCGUCGGUAGAUGAUCUGAUGAUGGCCACAGCAAAGUCGUCUCCAAUGGAGGUUGACGUUUCUCUAGUGGGUCUCACUACGGAUUCCUGUUCAGCGCCUCGGGAUAAUGGCAAACACCAUUUGGAGGACGGGAAUGCAACCCCACUGGUCGAUGCUAAAAAAGCUCGGGUCAACGGGAGUGCCGACCUUUUCAAAGAUGUCAAGGCCUUGAUCACAGACAGCAAGGAAGAAGUCCACAUGGACGAAGAGCCAGUUUCCCUAACUGUCGGCGAAACGCAUAAGACUUCGGCAAUAUCGCCCCCAGCGCUCAGGGAGCUACCAGAGUGGAAGUCGGGCGUAGUACCUCUCACAUUCUCGAAACCGCUGAUACAGUUAACCGUGACGAAGAAGGCCGAUGAGAUUGAAGAAUAUGCUAAGAAGAUGGAUGCAUUUCAAAAAGCUGACGAGGACAUCUACUUAUCUCACAACGACCACAAGUUGGAUUUGAGUAUAUUUGAAGAGAAAAUGCGUAGAAUCACCGAACUUCAGGAGCGACUACGGGGCGAAGAAAUGAAACUUCUGCUACUUCGGCGGCUUCAGCAGAGUCAGAUGCAGCCACCUCCUCCUCCGCUACCAACGAAUCUUGCACCAACACUUACUGCUCAACAUCAUGGACUUCAGAGCGCACAGAACGGUAGUCGCACGCCUCAAAGCGCACACAAUGGCCCAUUGAUGACAGCGCUUAGCAACAAAGAAAACAAGCAGGAGAAGUCUCGACCAAGUUCGCCAGCCACUUCGGAGAUCCUUCAAUUGACGACCAGCAAGCUGGCAGCACAGGGGGUCGAAUUGGUACCGACGAGCGGUCCAGUUCCAGCCACCGCGAGCGGUAAACGGCGCAGCUCCACGCCGCGGGGGGAAAGCCAGCGUCAAGCGAGCACCACAAGCCUGUCAGCUAGUUUGCAGACGAACGGAGCAAGUAGCGGCACCAAUACGGGAACCACCAGCUCUAAGCAGUCAUCAUCGGACCACGCGGCGAACACGUUAACGUUGGCCCAGCGACAGGCAGCAGCCAAGCUAGCACUUCGUAAACAACUAGAGAAGUCGUUGCUCUCAAUUCCGCCGCCUAAAGCGCCCCCACCUGAGAUGCACUUUGUACCGAACGGAAGCAGCGCAGAAUUUAUUUGCCUUUUAGGUCUUGAAACGGUCGUCACUUUCAUCAAGGAGGGAUAUGACACAAACAAGGGCCCCCCACCCGCGCCCUUCGUCUGCGUCCAGUGCAAGGGCGAUUUCACGCCCGUGUGGAAGUGGCAACAGGCCGAAACAACUACAACUGGCUUAUCCAAGAAGCCCAAGGGUUCAAAGAAAGAUAGUGGCCCGUCAGUUAUCUGCGAAAAAUGUGUAUCGCACAAUAUGAAGAAAGCCCUUAAGGCGGAACACACGGCCCGCCUCAAGGCGGCAUUCGUCAAAGCUCUUCAGGCUGAGCAGGAGCUUGAAACGCAAAUGGCGCUGGCAGCGGCGGCAUCGCCGCCUCCCCCACCCCCUCCACCAGCGUCGGCGCCUCUUCCCAACCCUAAAACACCUUCACCUGCGCCCUCUCCAUCUCCCAAACCGCAGACAAUACAGACACAACAACAACAGCAGCAACAACAACAGCAACAGCAGCAACAACAGCAACAGCAACAUCUGCAACAACAACUACAGGUUCAAGCGAAUCACCAGGCAACGUUGCAGGCUGCUGCAGCCUUACAGCAGCAGCAACAGCAACUUCAACAGCAGCAACAGCUUCAACAACAACAGCAGCAGCAGCAGCAGCAGCAGCAGCAGCAACAACAACAACAACAACAACAGCAACAACAGGCGCAACAACAACAGGCGCAGCAACAGCAGCAACAACAGCAACAGCAGACUGCGGCUGCUGCGGCCGCCCAACUCAGUGCCACUGCUACAGCGGCCGUACAGUUGACGGCGGCGGCACAACUGCACAGGUACCUUGGACAUAUAACUUCAUCAUCAGCAGCGUCCUCGUUAUCGGGCUCCGGUACCACCUCGAGUUCGCAUUCGGGUCACCACUCAGCCGGCAGUAGUAGCAGCAGCGCGAGUGGAAGUCACUCCACCUCAUCCUCUAGACAUCACUCGGCUUCACCUCAUCAUCACCAUCAUCAUCAUCAUCAUCAUCAUAGUGGUGGACUUCAUAGCGGUGGCGGAGGCGGAAGCUCUGGUGGAAGCCACAGUGCGCACAGUAGCAGUGGCGGCACUUCAUCAAGCGUCGUUGGAUCAACGGCCAGUCGCUCUUCAUCCUCUGGUUCGAAUACCACAACAUCUGGGAACUCGUCGUCGUUGGCGGAACAACAGAACGCGGCUGCUGUAAUGGCGGCGAUGCAGAGUCAGCUGUUGGGUCUUGGCGGUUUGGGCGGACUUGCACAACUCGGUGGACUAGGCAGCCUAAUGGGCCUGGGUAUGGGGGCCGUUAUGGGUGGAGGUGCUGGACCCUCUUCGCACCAUAGCCAAUCGCAGCAUCAUCAGCAGACGGCGCAUAGUCCGGUUCCAACAACAAGCCGAGGCAAAAGCAAGGGCAAAACUUCUACCUCAUCGGCAGCCGCUGCUGUGGCGGCUGCUGCUGCACAGCAUAAUUCGUUUGCCUCGCAGCUGUCAAAAAUGUCUGCAGCACAACAGCAGGCGAUCUUACAGGCGCAGACGCAGCAGUUUCUUACACAACUCAUGGCGGCCACAACGCACAGUUCUAGAGGUACGCAGAAAAAGGGUUCGUCUAGCGGCAUGUCAGCCGGUGGAAAUAGCGCCGCCGGUGGUGCAAGCAGUUCGAGCGGUAGCCAUCAUCACCAUCACCAACAGCAGCAGCAGCAGCAGCAGCAACAACAACAACACCAGCAGGUGGCCGCUGUGGCAGCUGCAGCGCAACAGGCGGCUGCGGCAGCAGCCGCUGCUGCCCAGCAACAACAGCAGCAGCAGCAGCAGCAGCAGCAAGUUGCUGCAGCGCUGAUGAACCCCCUAAUGAAUCCGCUGCUGCAGGCGUAUUCGCUGUCAUUGCUACAACAGCAAGUUCAAUCGGCGGCAGUUUCACAUGGAGGAGGUCACGGCGCUCACGGUCAAGGAGGCCAGCAAGGGUCAUCCUCAUCGUCCCGAGUCUCAGGAAGCAGUGGAGCCGGCUCUAGUGGAAGUGGUUCUCGCGGAGGCUCGGCGUCUAGCUCGUCAGCGAGGAGCGCUGCCGAACUUCAACGCCAGUAUCUUCUUGACAUGAUUCCCCCGUCGUCGCGAAGCAACUCAUCCUGGAAGUAGAAAGGAUGAGAAGUUGCUGAGUGGGCACAACAGGAACACAGUAAUAACUAUUAUAAUAAUAUUAUUAUUAAUGACAAUAAUAAGGAUAACGAUGAAAAUUGCAACACUGAUGAUAAUAAUGAUACAUGUAAAAAAAAAAAACUCUAUGUAAUAAUGAUUAAUUUGAGCACUCUAAUGACAAGUGUCUACCGUCACUCAUUUUGGGCGGUGACAGGCGAUCUCUGUAUGUAGAUCUGAAUGAAUAGUAAUAACAACAUUGGUAAUGGUAUGCGCCGAUGAAUUAAGACGAACGGCUCUUAUUGAUUAUUGCAGACAAUUCGGACGCUAUUAUAACUGUUUAUAAUCACAUACAUACAUACAUGCAUACAUACAUGCCACGACUCAUCAUCAUGCAAUGACAGAGGUCUCUCGUAUAGGUACCUUGCUUCUGACAAUACAAAAGCGGUCCACUAUAUAAACACCGAUCCUCAUCUUUCCACAAAAGAUAUCGACGAUAAUAUCCUCUGCGAUGAGUGUUCAGGUGACCGGAAGCUGUCAUCUGUGCCCCUGAAACAAACUCGAUAUGCUAUGAAGAAAAGCUGCGAAGCAGAAAAUUAAGCAACGCGUACCGAGCUUGUUUAACGAUACUAUAGAUGAAAAUAUACUUCUGUAGUAGGGAGACAUCAUUGAUCCGCUGUUACUGUAAACAGAACGAUCGUAUAACAAUGCGGAGGCUGUGGACUAUACCGAGCUAAGGCUUGCCUUUCAGCUGGUACCUGGUCUCAGCACUGUAGUUUGGAUGUCGUCUGUAACAAUAUUAACAAAAGCAACAAUGCAACCUGUCAGAUUGAGUAGGUUAUUUACUAUCAAAGCUUUGCGGCAAACAUCAGCCGAAAUAGGAAACGGUUUCGCACAGCGGAAAUUUUUCACUUUCAAGUAAUCCCGUAUACAAAAUGUGAACACGAAAAAUAAUUGUAGGGUUUACGAAGUGGGUGUGUGCUUAGGGGUCAAUGCAAGUUUACAGAACGGUUGCGCUGGGAUUAAAGGAAGCACGUAUGGAUAAUGAAACCCAGCUCACAAUCUGAGGGCACAAAAUACUCAAACGCCCGAUAAAACAAAUCUUAUAGAUCGUAAGCGUCAGAGCAAGGCGCGCGUCUUUGCCGAUCUGCAGUCCCUUUCGCCUGUGUAGGUGUCAUAGGCUCAAAAUGGCGGAUAUGGCGAAAAAGAAAUGUGUGCGUGUGUGCGUGAGUAAUAUCUAAUAGAAAUUAGUGGUUGUACUACAGCAUGCUUUAGGGCAGGAACAGUUAUUACGAUCUAUUUAUCUUUCCACUUAUAGCUGUUUACGGCGCAAGCAAAUACCAGAUUUAGAUACACGAGAUUUAGGGACGGGAAAGAUACAAAAUGGACUAUCCGGAUACGCUAUGUAUUAGCAUAUAGAGCACUUUUCGUAUACUUUGUAAGAGCAAACGCUUCAGAAAAACAACAAAUUUGUGAUGGUUACACCCUGAUGAAAGAAAAGCCGAUUUAACACAGUAACAAAUUACUGCCAUGACUUUCAGGUUUAUGGGCGUCGCUAACUAUGGGAUUAAAGCUUGUGAAGCAGCCAGAGACGAGUAGAGAUAAGUUUCGUGGGCAAACACAGGCCUAUCAAUAAGUAAGCAUGACAAACUAGCAACUUAGGCAUCAUAGGGGACAUAUAUAGAAAUAGGAGGGUCAUCGAAAUUGGAAAUUGUUUUACUUGUUAAUACGCAAUUCUAAGUCUUAGGUGAACAAGGAAAUAUCGAUUGCCAUACGAACUAUAAAUCUAUCUAUUAUGAGCAAAGUUAAUUAUAUAAUUAGGUCGUUACUUCUUGGAUUACGAACUCGGAUCAUUGAACCGAACAGGGAUCUUGUCGUCUAACCAAUUCUCAGAACUGCAGCCACGAACUUUUACAUUAGAAUUCAAUUACCGAUGCACAAGUUCUUCAUAUAAAUUUGGCUUCUACUUGCGAUCGUUCAUAUCCGUUAUGUAGCUAAAUUUACACCCUCAUUAUCACGAGGAUAGUUCUUGUAUACUGAGUCUCGUAGUAAUUGUUACUAUAUCAUAAAAAUGUCCAUGGUGACGUUCGAUGUCAACUUGAACCAUAGCCAAAUAGCAAUAUGUACCAAUAACUGGCUCGGUGUUCCUGUAGAAUUAUCACGAACAACUGUAUUUUAAAUGAGCGUGCGAGUGUACAGAUGUGUGCCAUGUGUUAUCCUAAUAGCAACUGAUCUGGGGACACAGAAACCCGAAUGAAUCUCAACGAAGUUCCGAAAGAGAGUCUCUUCAGCGUUUUGCUAGAAUUAAGAAAAAGGGGCUAACUAAGAGCGCAGAUGAAAUUUAAGCGUAUAUUUCUCCGCAUGUAUUUAUAGAAGCGAAUAGAAAAAAUCAUCCACAUUUACGGUAUCUGGUAAGUGUUUCUUUAUGGACUGUUACAUGAAGUUUUCUCGCAGACAGAUAUGGGAAAACCUUUCGUAUAUUCUUGUAUAAUGUAACACGCGUAUAAUGCAACUAACGAACGCCAGAGAGCACAAGUGACGAGACGCACUAAGGGCCCGCGAAUUGACUAAGUAUAUGAUGAAACGACAUAGAGUAAAGGUGACGUUAAAAGGGGGUAAAGUUUUGCAGUACGGUAAUUGCUGGCUAGGAAAAAAAGGAUACGAUGGUGAAUGGUCGUAUGGCAGACGUACAUGGCAAGCAUGCAUAUAACAGUAAAGGAGCGGCGGUGUCGACAUAAAUCAAUCGAUAAACACACUUCCAUCAGCAGAUCCGAGUUAGAUCAAGAAUCAUAAUUUUGUGUCUAAUAAUCUCGACUAUCUAUAGAUUAAAUACACAAAAAAUAAACAUAACGAGAGACGAUCUACUAUUGAAGGAACUACAACACAGCCGAAGGUAGAUUUCAAUGAAGGCAAUAAUCGCAUGAUGAUAAAGACAGUAAUUAGAGUACCAGUACUAGAAGUAUGUAACAAUAUUAUUAUUAUUAUUCUAUAAUAAGUACGAUAGAAGAUAUAUAUAUAUAUAUAUAUAUCAAGAGGGAGGGAGAGAGAGAGACGGUGAAACUACCACCAUUAAGGAAGAAACAAUUAUUCUGCACACGUCGUAGUCAAUUGUUGUAUAAUUCAUUUUGUACAAUUCAACGACACAUAUUUAUUUUUCUGCUGGUUUUUGUUGCGUUGUCUUUGAUGAGAUGAGACUCAUAUAUAUAUAUAUAUAUAUAUAUAUAUGGGUGAAAAAAGGAUCACUUCGUGUAUCUUUUUCCUAGCCAGUUACUUUUGUCUGCCAAUCCAGAAAAACCCGAGUAUAAUUCCCUUGUGUUUACUAUGCUUACUAGUAAAACAUGUAGAAAGUAGAAAAAUAAUUGUAAGUUCGCGAAUUUUUUAAAAAUAGCAUCACCGUUACUUCCGUUUUUGUACUUGCGCUUUUGAGGCCGCUCGCAUCUAUAGUGCAUGCUUCCUCUACGUUUGUGCUAGCUCUACAAUUAAACAAAAGAUGAGACAUGUAUAUAUAUAUAUAUAUAUAUAUAUAUAUAUAUAUAUAUAUAUAUAUAUAUAUAUAUAUAUAUCAACAAUGCUUGAUCGUAUAGAAAAUUAAAGAACGAAAAUGGCAAAAAAAUAUAUACAACUUAAUUCUGAUAACUGAAUCUGAAUUGCAUGAAGUCGGACGAAGCUAAGUUGUUAAUACUGUAACUUAUCGAGCCUGUUCGUAAUGCUUGGGUAUUGAUAGUAUUAGAUAAUGCGUCUACUGUGAAGCUGCGUGACGGACGCGGAAAAUUCGCUUCAACAGAGACCCAAAACUAGGAUCUAAGUGCACAUGGAGUUGUAUGUGAGCGCGGUCAUUGUACUGAGACCCAGACCGUAGUAAGAACACCGAUGAGUGUAAAUUGUAUUGACUCAAGCGUAAGUGGACAAAUUGUAAAGAAUAAGUUCAACACACCGACACGUGACAAUUGAAAAGAACAGGGCGAUUACGUUAAACGAUUAUGAUAAUAGGAUGAGAAUAAAAAAAAACACACACACACACACAAUAGAAGGAAAGCGGAGCGUUCAAAAUUCAAUUCAUUGUAAAUGGUUGUAUAUUGUUGUACAUAGGGACGGAACAUUCGUCUUAUUACACAUCCAUCAGCGCGACGAUUAAUUGCUACCACCACAACAACAACAACAGCGUACGCUAAGAUAUAGUAAAUGUACCAUGAUAUUAUUACUAGCAGUAUAACAAUUAUGAAUACUGUAGAAACACAACACAAGCGAGGUUCGCACCACUGGUAAAAUAGCCAAUUAGGACGUUUGCUCCGAUCUUCGAAGAAACGCACUCAGUAACGCUAGCGGAAAAGUGACCAUUGGCAGCGGGCUAAGCCUAAGACCCAAUGGCAGACACGUCAUGCCGCGAAGACUGGUACCAAACGGGAUAAAUGAUGAGAUGAUUAAGCCGGCUAGAAAGAAUCGAAAGUAUCAUCAACGUACCACCAGUCGUAAGACGAACAGAUCUACCUAAAUGUAAUGGAUAGAUAGAUCAUUGAUAAUAAUAAACUACUGCAUGAAUGUAUUUCUGAAUGGUAAGACCCACUGCGCACUGAUACAUACAUAUAUACAUAGAAUGACUAUAUAAAAUCUAAGAGGACAACUAUAAAUAAUAGCAGCAAACUCACAUUUUAACCAAUGUAUGAAAUCUUCUUUCAGCUCCUGUUGAAGCAGGACGUGGGAGAAGAUUUCGUGAUGAGAUAAAACCGAAUAAAUAUGGUGAUGACGAUAAUAAAUACUAUAAUGGUAAUAACAUUGAAAAAACGAGAAUAUAAACUUAACAAAAAUAAUGUGCGAUGACGGAAAAAGCGAAUAAGUGCGAAAAAGGGGGCUAGCUGUAAUAGAGAGCAUAAGACGGAAGUGGAGAAGAGUUCAACUGAAUUGAAAGACAGAAGGAGAAAACGAUAGAUUGCAGUAGAUUUGAAUGCAGACAGGCAACCGGAGGGGCUAUUAUAUUAAACU